Parnassius apollo (apollo) is the source of this 1065-nucleotide messenger RNA. The record is from the annotation of a GenBank genome assembly. NCBI's taxonomy places the organism in Eukaryota, Metazoa, Arthropoda, Insecta, Lepidoptera, Papilionidae.
AUGGACCCAACAAUCGACCCAACAACAGACCCAACAAUUGACCCAACAGUUAAAACAACAAUCGACCCAACAAUCAAUCCAACAAUCAACCCAACAAUCGACCCAACAAUCGACCCAACAAUCGACCAAACAAUCGACCCCGCAAUCGACCCAACAAUCGACCUAACGAUAUACUUGACAAUCGACCCAACAAUCGACCCAAAUAUCGACCCAAAAAUCAACCCAACAAUCAACAACCCAACAAUCAACCCAACAAUCGACCCAAAAAUAGGCACAACAAUCGACCUAACAGACGACCUAACAAUCUACUUAAUAAUCGACCCAACAAUCAACCCAACAAUCGACCCAACAAUCGACCAAACAAUCGACCCAGCAAUCGACCCAACAAUCGAGCUAACGAUAUACUUGACAAUCGACCCAACAAUCGACCCAAAUAUCGACCCAAAAAUCAACCCAACAAUCAACCCAACAAUCAACCUAACAAUCGACCCAAAAAUAGGCACAACAAUCGACCUAACAGACGACCUAACAAUCUACUUAAUAAUCGACCCAACAAUCAACCCAACAAUCGACCCAACAGUCGAUCCAACAAUUGAACCAACAAUCGACCCAACAAUCGAACCCGCAAUCUACCCAACAAUCGACCCAACAAUCGACCUAAUAAUCGACCCAACAAUCGCCCACAACGACCCAAAAUCGACCCAACAAUCUAUCCAACAAUCGACCCAAAAAUCGACUCAACGAUCGACCCAACAAUCGACCAAACAUUCGACCCAAAAAAUGACCAAGCAACGCAAUCGACCCAACAAUCGACCCAACAAUCGAUCCAACAAUCGACCCAACAAUCGAACCAACAAUCGACCCAACAAUCGACACAACAAUCGACCCAACAAUAGACACAACAAUCGACCUAACAGACGACCCAAAAAUCGAUCCAACAAUCAACUCAAUAAUCGACCCAGCAAUCGACCCAACAGUCGAACCCAACAAUCGACUCAACAAUCGACCCAACAAUCGACCUUACAAUCGACCCAACUAUCGACCCAACAAUCGUCCCAACAAUAG